AACACACACAUGAAUAUUACACCGCGAGAAGGACGUGCGCUGUCGUCAUGCAGGCAUAUACGUUGGUCACGUGCAAGUCGUUGAUUUUCGAAAACGCUAUAUUGUUAUUAUGUAGGUAAAUCGGUUUUUGGAGAAUUUCACAUACGGCUGUUUAUUCGUUUGGGGUUUUCGGCAUCAUGGAAUAGUAAAUUUGUACCGAGACGACAUGGAAUGUACUGGACUUUUUUGGUUGUUAAUAGUAUCAUUUACUGUAACCAAAGCUUAUAACUCGGAUAGGACGAAUGCAAAUCAGAAACGUUCUGGAAUAAUUGCUAUUUAUGGCAACGACAAUGCAAAAGAAUUAAACUUGAAUUCAACCUGGAAAUUAAACUCUCUAAAUGAACUGGGUGAAUGGUCGCAGUGGUCACCCUGGACACCUUGUUCCACAACAUGUGGUUUAGGAGUAACAAAACAAACUAGACAAUGUGUAGGAAAAUCAGCCAAUGUUAAAAGAAACGUAUUUUACAAAAGGCAGCGGCUCAAACGGGUGUCAGAAGAAGAUGCCAAAUGUCGUUAUCCGUCAGAAGAGAGUAGAUACCACGUUUGUAAUAAACAUCCGUGUCCGAACAAUACAGAUUUUCGUGAAACACAAUGUUCGUCAUUCAACGAAAAACAGUUCAAUGGUCAAAAAUAUACGUGGUCAGCAUAUUACCAUGCCACAAAUCAAUGUUCGUUGAAUUGUCGUCCGAUCGGUUAUCGUUUUUAUGCAGUGCUAAAGCCUCAAGUAAUAGACGGUACUCCUUGCAACGGAACCAACGACACGAGACCUCACAUAUGCGUAGAUGGUCAAUGCAAGGUGGUCAGUUGCGACGGAUCUGUUGGCGGACAAAAGAGAUUUGACGGAUGUGGUGUAUGUGGAGGCGACAACAGCACAUGUCGUUUGGUUUCGGGAAUUUUCACAAGGCCUGAUAUGCCAGCAGGCUAUAAUCUGAUCACUCGACUGCCAAAGUCAGCUUGCAACAUCACCAUUAGCGAACUCAAAUCAUCAGCCAACAGUAUAGCUUUAAAACACACGAGUGGUAAUUAUAUUUUAAAUGGGAACUGGUCAAAUAAUUGGCCUGGAGACUACGCUGGAGCAGGCACAGUGUUCACAUACAGAAAAGAAAAUGGAAAUUACGGGGAAGCUGUGUUUGCGCCAGGUCCUUUAACAGAAUCUGUAGAUCUUAUUCUUGUAUCCAGAUAUAUGAAUACAGGUAUAAAGUAUGAAUACAAAUUACCAUUGGAUGUUCCCGUAGAAGAAUCGAUGGCACCGCCUUUGAUCAGACACCAUUCACAUAUGUCUUCUCAUUUUAGUAUAGGCAAUCGCUUGUCAUUUGGCGAAGAAACCCCUAUUACAGAAAAGACAUUUAUUGACAACGAUGAUAAGAAUCUAAGUAUAGACCAACCGCGUGGAACCGGUUUUGAGUCUCAAGGAUUCAUUGGAGACGAAGCGGCCAAACCACAUAUUAUAAAAGCUAGAAGAAAGAAAUUCAUUUGGAAAUUGACCGGCUACUCCGAGUGUUCUAAAACGUGUGGUGGUGGAAUCCAAACAUCGACUAUGGUAUGCAUCAAAGAGCACAAUCAACAACAGCAAAUUGUGUCCGACAAACGAUGCCACGGGUUAGAUAAACCGCAACCACAAGUACUUAGGUGCAAUAUAAAACCCUGCGAGGCGCAAUGGACAAUUAGCGACUGGAGUGCUUGUUCGGUGAGCUGUGGGUUAGGGAUUCAGACUAGGGAAAUCGCGUGCAAACAGCAAAUCAGCUCGACUCUAGUUAUGAACGUGCCCGAGUCAAUGUGUUCAACUUCGAUUCCGACUAACGUUAUACUGUCAAAAGCAUGUCAAAAACCACCUUGCGAAAUCACGUCCAACGACGGUAACUCGCAUUGGAACGCAGGUCCUUGGUCCAAAUGUUCGACCGCUUGUGGUAUAGGUAUUAAAUCCAGAUCCGUCAGGUGUACUUCGGAGGACGAAUCCAAUUGCCGGGCCAGUGAAAAGCCAGCUCAUCAGGGCACUUGCGAUAUGGGGCCCUGUGCUCUAGCCUUGUCUAACGCCGUUGGUUCGUGGAUUUUAUCAGAAUGGUCCCAGUGUUCCGAAACAUGUGGCACAGGAAUGCAGACUAGAAAAGCAUACUGUUCGUUGGGCAUCGACCGUGAAAACGCUUGCGAUCAAUCGGUUAAACCAGAAAUUUCAAGAGCCUGUUUAAGUGACAAAGAUUGCAACGGCCUUUGGUUUUCUGGUCCGUGGUCUCAAUGUUCGGACAAAUGUGGCUGGGGCAAUCAAACGAGAGCUGUAGCUUGCGUGUCUUACAAUCAAAAAGAAUGGAAGGUCGUCGCCGACGGACAAUGCGCGGGCAAAGAAAAACCAUCAACGUCCAUGUCGUGUUUUACUGAAAAUUGCGGCUCGAUGUGGUUUACUUCGGAUUGGUUGCCGUGUUCAAGGACUUGCGACUUGGGCGUUCAAAAAAGAGACGUGAAAUGUCUUAACGAAUUGUUGAAGCCUUCGCUUGACUGCGACGAAUCAAACAAACCACAGGCAAGACGUUCGUGUAACGUUAACACGUGCAACAAUAGUAACACAGUACAAGUGACAAGCGAGGAAAGUCGAUUGGAAAGGGAUAACAAACCGCUGAACACUAGUACUCAACCGGCAAACAUGCAAGCCGUCGAUCCAAAGUGCGUGGACUUACAACUCAAAAACUGUAACUUCGUUGCACAGGCCAGAUUGUGUUCGUACAAGUACUACAAAGUUUCGUGUUGCAAUUCGUGUCGCAAUAAAGCUUAAGUACACGAGCAAAUGAGAUAUAAGUAUAAAUUGCAGUUCGGUUUAGAAUAUUAGAAGUAAUUCAAGUUUAGUUGUUAUAGCCGGUAGCUUGUCUGUCUAGUUUUACUUAGGUAUCUAACGUAGACGUAUCCGUUAUUUUAUUAGAUUCCGACCUAACCUCAAACGACUUGUGGAGUUAUGUUUCUGAAAAGUUUUGCUAUAAUAUAUGAAUAUAUUAGGAUACAUUUUUCAUAAAUCUAGAAUAUUAUUGAUUAUUAUUAUUAUUUUUUUUUUUUAUUGUGAUAACAAUAUUUGUAAACGUAAGUAUUAUUUUAUUUUGUACAUAACAUUUAAAAACGUUAAUGAUCGUUUGAUUUGCAAAAAGAGACUAAAAACAAAUGCGAAAAUUCAAAUAUUUAGAAAUAGUUAUUUAAUAAAUCUUUAUAAUAUUAGAUGAAUACAAUUUUGCCAGUAUUUCAAUUAAUUGAGUUAAAUCCAAAACGUUUUGUGUACAUUUUAUGUUAGCAUAACUUCGCUGCGGAUGUAAUUAAAUGUAAGCAUAGGUAUUAUUAUUUAGUUUGUUAAUUAUUGUUAAAGUAUAGCGUUUUUAAUCACGACCUAAGAUAACGAUUAUCAUAGAUACUCGUGGUUACACUACUUAUAAUUACUAUUAUAGAUUAGGUGCUCUAGGUACAGAUAAAACAUUUAAUUAUUAAAAGUCAAUAGUUAUUUAACACUACGAAGCAAAUUUUAACUACUUAUCUAGCUUAUAUUUAAUAAUAUAAGCGUGUUAAAAAAGCCGUACCAUAAGAUAUAAAAAUAAGCAAACUAGUUGCGUAUAAUAUAAUUGCACGUGUAAAAA
Molecule: messenger RNA, 3644 nt
Organism: Adelges cooleyi (spruce gall adelgid)
Lineage: Eukaryota; Metazoa; Arthropoda; Insecta; Hemiptera; Adelgidae
Product: thrombospondin type-1 domain-containing protein 4-like
Exons: 19
Coding region: 206-2803 (865 amino acids)
Biological process (GO): extracellular matrix organization
Cellular component (GO): extracellular matrix
Molecular function (GO): metalloendopeptidase activity
Source: RefSeq, a predicted model, not a curated record